AUGAUAUUAUUACCAUUCGAAGGUAGUGACGAUUUAAUACUCUAUGAUAAAAUCUUCACCAUUAAAUCACUCAGAAAUAUUUUCCUUCCAACCGAAUCAUUCUAUGCCAAAAAAUUACAAAGGAUUCUAUCCAAAGAUACUUUAAUAGAAUCGUUUAGCUGUAGAACACCUCUUGGUUUAUUAGAUUUAGCUGAAGGAGCAUUGGACAGUGGUGAUGAGGAUGAUAAGAAUAAAAUUGGUGAGGAUGAAGAUGAAUGUUAUAUUUUCAAUACUAGACGAUCAUAUUCACAUAUGUUAAGACCAAAGAUAAUAGAAUCAACAUCAUUGGAGCUCAGUAAAGCGUUGUCUAUCAAUACUACAUUGACAUCAUUGACAAUCACCUGUCAAGUAAUAUCGGAUUCAUUCUUUCAAACUUUGUCGCACUCGAACCAAACAAUAAGUCAUCUCUCACUCACAGAGUGUGGUAUAGAUCAACUUGUUCAAAUUGCCAAUCUAUUGGAAUCAAACAAAACAAUCAGACGACUUGGAAUUGCUUUUCAUCGAAAUUAUUGCCAACAAAUGAUAGGUAAUAAUACACCAAGCUCUUUUAGGAUUAAAAUGGAUAAAGACAUUGAAUUAUUCUCACUUUCAUUACUCAAAAACAAAACAAUUUCAAGAUUGGACAUUCAAGAAUAUCAACCCUAUACUAUUAGAUCUCAUAUUGACGAUUGUUAUUAUAAUCAUAGAACAUUUCAAGAGUUACCAUCAUUCUAUCCAACUUUAAAAGAGUAUGCCUAUGAUUAUACUGAUGGUCAAGAGGUAUUCGAUAGUUUAGAGAAUUUCAAGCAGUUGAAUUAUAAUCGAUCAAUAAUAGAAUAUUCAUUGGUUUCAAAGGAAUGGUUUAAUUAUAUCUCAAAGAGAACCGAUCGAUUCUAUGCAGAGGAACCAAUCGAUCUCUCAUUGACUCGAUCAAUCUACCAAUUCUCCAACAUCACACAUCUUUAUGCUGAUUUCUCACCAGAACCAUCUUGGCUCAAGAACUUUUUGAAUCUAAAGAGAUUGGUUAUCAAUACAGAUGAUGUUAAUCGUGUAAAGCAACUCGUAGAACAAUUUCCAUCAAUCAAAUUAGAGGUGUUUGUAAAAGCAGAUAGUGAAGAGUCACAUACAAACGGUGAUUUAUCAUCAAUUGGUUAUGAUACCCUGGAAUUCGUACAUCUCUAUGUAAUGAAUAUAUAUUCCGAUGUAGAUCAUGAUAAUCUUAAAUGUUACUAUAAAAAGUAUGUCAAACCAUGGCGUACAAAUUCAAUCUAUUUUGUCUACGAUGAAGGCGGUCACGAUGGUAUAGUACCUGAAACUCAAUAUGGUUACCUCUUCGAGAAAGUAAAAUCACUCAGAAACAUUAUCAUUCCAUGCGACCCAUUCUUGGCCUUUUUAUUACGAUUCGCUGUUACCAAUGAUACUCUCAUCGAUUCAUUCAAAUGUAGUACUCCACUUGGUAUAUUGGAUGCAUUAAAUCGAUCGACUCUCACGAACAGUGAAGAUGAAGAAGAAGCUGAAGAUGAAGCUGAAGAUAAAGAUGAAGGUAAAGCAGUUGAAGUUAAAUAUGGAGAUGAAGAUGAAGAGGAAUAUAGUCAUGCUGAAUAUAUCGAUUUACUAAAGAAUUAUAAAUUUUAUAGCUAUUAUUGUCGUUGUUUUCAAUAUGAUACAGAGGCGGAUACAUUGGUGCUAAGUAAAUUAACACAUUGGAAACGAUUCUGUUUGAUGCUUGGAAGUAACACACGAUUAAAAAGUCGAGAGGAUGAUUAUCAUGGUCAUUUUCUACUUCCAAAGUCAAUCGAAUCAACAUCAUUGGCACUCUGUGAAGCUUUGUCAGUCAAUACUACAUUAACAUCAUUGACAAUCUCAUGUCAAGUACUCUCGGAUUCAUUCUUUCAAACAUUACCACACUCGAACCAAACAAUCAAUCAUCUCUCACUCACUGAAUGUGGUAUCGAUCAACUUGUUCAACUCACCAAUCUAUUGGAAUCAAACAAAUCAAUCAAACGACUUGGUAUCACAUUUCAUAAGAGAUACUAUCAAGAAAUUAUGAGAAAACAACUGGCCACCACUAAAAGUGAAACUGAUAAAGCCAUUGAAUCAUUCUCACUCUCAUUACUCAACAACAAAACAAUCACAAGAUUGGACAUCAAAGAAUAUCAACCCUAUACUAUUAGAUCUCAUAUUGAAAGCCUAUUCAAUGGUAAAGAUCGAUUCAUAUCCACUAAAUUCAUAAACCAAAAAACCAAUUCCUUCGAUUGCUAUUGUAAUCGUAGAACAUUUCAAGAGUUACCAUCGUUCUAUCCAACUUUGAAAGAGUAUGCCUAUGAUUAUACUGAUGGUCAAGAGGUAUUCGAUAGUUUAGAGAAUUUCAAGCAGUUGAAUUAUAAUCGAUCAAUAAUAGAAUAUUCAUUGGUUUCAAAGGAAUGGUUUAAUUAUAUCUCAAAGAGAACCGAUCGAUUCUAUGCAACUCUACAAAACGAUCUCUCAUUGACUCUAUCAAUCUACCAAUUCUCCAACAUCACACAUCUCUAUGCUGAUUUCUUACCUGAAUCAUCUUGGCUUAAGAACUUUACGAAUCUAAAGAGAUUGAUUAUCAAUACAGAUGAUGUUAAUCGUGUAAAACAACUCGUAGAACAAUUUCCAUCGAUCAAAUUAGAGGUGUUUGUAAAAGCAGAUAGUGAAGAGUCACAUAUAAACGGUGAUUUAUCAUCAAUUGGUUAUGAUACUUUGGAAUUCGUACAUCUCUAUGUGGUGAAUAUAGAUUGCGCUGUAGAUCAUGAUAAUAUUGAUCGUUACUAUAAAAAGUAUGUCGAACCAUGGCGUACAAAUUCAAUCUAUUUUGUCUACGAUGAAGGUCAUCACGAUGGUAUAGUACCAGAUAUUGAAUAUGGUUACCUCUUCAAAGAAGUGAAAUCACUCAGAAACAUUAUCAUUCCAAGCGAUCGAUUCUUGGCCUUUUUACUAAAAUACGCUGUUAUCAAUGAUACUCUCAUCGACUCAUUCAAAUGUAGUACUCCACUUGGUAUAUUGGAUGCAUUAGAUCGAUCGACUCUUAAUAACAGUGAAGAUGAAGAUGAAGCUGAUGAGGAAAAUGAAGAUGAAGAUAAAGAUGAAGAUGAAUUUGAUCAUGAAGAAUAUUGCGACAUACGAGACAAUGGCUUUUUCUAUGACUACUAUUGUCGUUGUUUUCAAGAUGAUACAGAGGCGGAGACAUUGGUAGUAAGUAAAUUAAAACAUUGGAAACGAUUCUGUUUGAUGCUUGGAAGUAACACACGAUUAAAGUAUUUGGAGUUGAAAAACUAUUGUAAAUCCUUUAAUAAUAUUAGAAGUCGAGAGGAUGAUUAUCAUGGUCAUUUUCUACUUCCAAAGUCAAUCGAAUCAACUUCAUUGGCACUCUGUGAAGCUUUGUCAGUCAAUACUACAUUAACAUCAUUGACAAUCUCAUGUCAAGUACUCUCGGAUUCAUUCUAUCAAACAUUGUCACACUCGAAUCAAACAAUCAAUCAUCUCUCACUCACUGAAUGUGGUGUCGAUCAACUUGUUCAACUCACCAAUCUAUUGGAAUCAAACAAAUCACUCAAACGUCUUGGUAUCACAUUUCAUAAGAGAUACUAUCAAGAAAUUAUGAGCAAACAACUAGACACUAAAUGUGAAACUGAUAAAGCCAUUGAAUCGUUCUCACUCUCAUUACUCAACAACAAAACAAUUACAAGAUUGGACAUCAAAGAAUAUCAACCCUAUACUAUUAAAACUCGUAUUGAAAGCCUAUUCAAUGGUAAAGAUCGAUUCAUAUCCACUAAAUUCAUAAACCAAAAAACCAAUUCCUUGUUUUUUAAAUAA
This is a messenger RNA of Heterostelium album PN500, 3858 nucleotides long. RefSeq lists its product as uncharacterized. The record is from RefSeq and is a predicted model, not a curated record. NCBI's taxonomy places the organism in Eukaryota, Evosea, Eumycetozoa, Acytosteliales, Acytosteliaceae. The transcript is spliced from 6 exons. Bases 1 to 3858 code for a protein of 1285 amino acids.